CAUCUCAAAAUGGAGAAAAAUACUACUUUAACUCUUACUAUUAAGUUCUUGCUCUUACAAUAUCUUUUUGUGCUGUCUGUUGCUCAAAAUUUUGAUUUCUUUUACUUUGUUCAACAGUGGCCUGGAUCAUAUUGUGAUACGAAACAAAGUUGUUGCUAUCCAACUACGGGGAAGCCCGCAGCUGAUUUCGGCAUCCACGGACUCUGGCCGAAUUACAACGACGGCACUUACCCUUCAAAUUGUGACCCCAACAAUUUAUAUGACCAGUCCAAGAUAUCAGACCUAAUUAGCCGAAUGCAACAAGAUUGGCCUACUUUAGCUUGUCCCAGCAACAGUGGCACCACAUUCUGGUCACACGAGUGGGACAAACAUGGCACAUGUUCGGAAUCUAAUCUGGACCAACAUGGCUACUUCAAAGCCACUCUCAACCUCAAAUCUAAAUAUGAUCUUCUCCAAAUUCUACAAAAUGGAGGGAUAAGUCCGGAUGGUGGUUCUUAUAGCUUGAGCAGCAUAAAGACUACAAUAAGUAAUGCCAUAGGUUAUACUCCAUGGAUCGAGUGCAAUUCUGAUGCAGAUGGCAACAAACAGCUAUACCAGAUUUAUCUAUGCAUCGAUAAAUCGGGCUCUAAUUUAAUCAAAUGUCCUAUUUUUCCAAAUGGGCAAUGUGCAUCUACCAUUCAGUUUCCAUCGUUUUAAUUUUAUUUAGACACAUGUUUCUUGGAGUGUAGCAUUUGCUUUUGCUACGUCAAUGUAUUUUUCCUUAACCGUUUGAUUGUACCGUACGUAUGUAAUCACAUUUGUCAAAUGUAUUUUAAAUGCGGUGUUUCCUUGUAAGUGAAAAUGACUGUUAUAUUGUCAAUUUUUUCUA
Molecule: messenger RNA, 868 nt
Organism: Salvia hispanica
Lineage: Eukaryota; Viridiplantae; Streptophyta; Magnoliopsida; Lamiales; Lamiaceae
Product: extracellular ribonuclease LE-like
Biological process (GO): RNA catabolic process
Cellular component (GO): extracellular region
Molecular function (GO): RNA binding; ribonuclease T2 activity
Source: RefSeq, a predicted model, not a curated record